UGCGCCUUAAUUCAAUUGCUUAAGGUCAAAAACCACACCCUAUUUUAAGUCACCAGGUAACAAGAACAUGUCCAGUGAAAUUUACACAGAGAGUAUGAGAGAGACGAAAUUUGAAAAGCAUUGCCGUUUGACAUAGAAAAGAAGUGGGCUACUGACCAGAAAUGUGAUGGGCAAGUGAUACUAUAGCUUAGAGAGAGAGAGAGAGAGAGAGAGAGAGAGAGAGGGGAGCAAUGCGCAUAGGCUGGCAUGCCUUCAACUCCCCACAUCAACUUCCAGCCCACCACUUCCUCCAAGAUCAUCAGCCUAUGCAAACAGGAUCUUCUAAGCCAAGCACUCUCUCUCUUCCAAUCUUUCUCUCUCUUAGAUUCUCCAACCACCCACCACCUCCAGACUUACUCUGCUCUCUUCCAAGCCUGCGCCAAUCUCAAGUUCCCACUCUUCGGCGCCGCUCUCCACAAAAGGUGGCUAUUUCUCUCUAUAAACGACCUUAUCGUCUCCAAUCACCUCAUCAACAUGUAUGCGCGAUGUGGCCUUUUAAGAACCGCGCGCAAAGUGUUCGACAAAAUGCCUAAAAGAAACAUAGUCUCUUGGACCUCUCUAAUCUCAGGCUACGACCACGCAUUUAUGCAUCACGAUAGCCUCAAUCUCUUCUCUCUCAUGUAUAGGCAAUGUGAUGAAAAACCCAAUGAAUUCACACUUGGUAGUGUGCUGAGCUCAAUCUCUGCUCUAAAGAAUGCAUAUUUUGGUCGUCAAGUCCAUGGAUUAGCUAUAAAAAUCUCACUUGAUGCUCAUGUCUGUGUGGGCAAUGCACUUGUUACUAUGUAUUCAAGGUGUCAGAAUGCUUUAGACAAUGCGAUGAUGGUGUUUUGGACGAUGGGGUGUCAGAAUUUGGUGUCGUGGAAUUCAAUGAUUGGUGCUUGCGUAUGGAAUGGUUGUGAUGUGGGGGCAAUUGAAUUGUUUUCGAGGAUGCGUAAAUGUGGGGUUGGAUGUGAUCGUGCUACAAUGGUUAGUGUUCUGACUUCAUGUUCAGUGUUGGAGAGUGUUUGGAUUGUUCAGCAAUUGCAUUGUCUUUCAGUGAAAGGUGGAUUUAUGGAGGAGGCUGAGGUGGCCACAACGGUGAUGAAGGCAUAUGCAAGCCAUGGGUGCACUGAGGAAUCCUAUAGGCUCUUCUUUGGGAUUCCUUCCAUGGACAUCAUGUGUUGGACUGGGAUCAUCACCACACUCGCUGACCAAGACCCUGAAGAGGCACUCCGCCUCUUCCAACAGCUCUACAUCCACUUCCAGCCUGACUCCUUUACGUACAGUGCCGCCCUAAAGGCGUGCACAACAAUCGCCAACAUAGGCCAUGCACAAGCAGUGCAUGCACAAGUCAUUAAAGCAGGUCUUGACUACAAUGUGGCCCUCAACAAUGCUCUCAUCCACACAUAUGCACGUGGUGGCAACAUCAACUUUGCAAAACAUGCCUUCUCGUUGAUGCAAACCCGAGAUACCAUCUCAUAUAACUCGAUGAUCAAGGCCUAUGCACUACAUGGACAAGGAGCCGAGGCCCUGAGUCUCUUCGAACAAAUGGUUGGUAAUGGUAUUAGACCUGAUGAGAUCACCUUUGUGGGCUUGCUCUCAGCUUGUAGCCAUGCAGGGAUGGUCAAUGAGGGUUGUUGUGUGUUUGAAGUCAUGGUAAAGACCUAUAACAUUUCCAGGCAACUUAAUCACUACGCAUGCAUGGUGGACAUAUUGGGGCGUGCGGGCCUAGUCAGAGAGGCGGUGACUUUGAUCGAAGAGAUGCCUUUUAAAGCUGAUUCGGUGAUAUGGAGUUCACUCUUGGGUGCUUGUCGGGUCCAUCGAGACGCUCAGAUAGGAGAGAGUGUGGCUAAGAAACUCAUCGAGCUCAAGCCUCAAAGCUCUAUGGGAUAUGUGCUUAUGUGCAAUAUAUAUGCAGAAGGGGGUAGUUGGAGUGAGUCUGCGAGUUUAAGAAAGAAAAUGAGCUUUGUAGGUGUUAAGAAAGAGAUCGGAGUGAGUUGGAUAGACGUAGGACAUAGGGUGCAUUGGUUCACAUCAGGGGAUACUGGCCACCCGCAGUGGGAGGGGAUAAGGGUUGAGUUAGAGAGAGUGGUGGCGAGGAUUAAGGAAGCUGGGUAUUUGCCCAAUACAAGUGUGGUUUUAUACGAGGAGGGAGAGGAGCACAAGGAAGAACGGGUGCUUAGGCACAGUGAGAAAUUGGCCAUGGCCUUUGGCCUUAUGUUCACUCGAGAGGGCGUGGAAUUGAGGAUAAUGAAGAACCUUAGGAUUUGUGUGGAUUGUCACAAUGCAUUUAAGGUGGCAUCAGGGUGUUUCGGGAGGGAGAUGGUGGUGAGGGAUGCGAACCGGUUCCACCAUUUCAAGGAUGGAUUUUGCUCUUGCAGGGAUUAUUGGUAGUUCUUUGUUAUAAUUAGGUGUAUUAUUUGUGACAUUGACCUUUAAUUCAGAAAAAGUGGCUCACUAUUUUUUA
Amborella trichopoda is the source of this 2485-nucleotide messenger RNA. NCBI's taxonomy places the organism in Eukaryota, Viridiplantae, Streptophyta, Magnoliopsida, Amborellales, Amborellaceae. The record is from RefSeq and is a predicted model, not a curated record.